Molecule: messenger RNA, 5806 nt
Organism: Athene cunicularia (burrowing owl)
Lineage: Eukaryota; Metazoa; Chordata; Aves; Strigiformes; Strigidae
Gene: ARHGAP1
Product: Rho GTPase activating protein 1
Exons: 14
Coding region: 884-2227 (447 amino acids)
Biological process (GO): small GTPase-mediated signal transduction; negative regulation of endocytic recycling
Cellular component (GO): cytoplasm
Molecular function (GO): GTPase activator activity
Source: RefSeq, a predicted model, not a curated record
CUACAGUUCCUCUUGGCUUGCUGCCUGUUGGCUGCCGAAUUACUGUCCGUGUGGUCUGUGUGAGCAAUCCAGAUCUACGUACUUGUCCUUUCCAGCAUUAUCUUGCUUACUUCCAGGACACUGACUUUAGAGGAUAACAGCUGUUUCCUAGGGGUUGUCCCUAAGAAUUGGUACCCUUAGGAGGUGCUGUAUGCUGUGCUAGGUCACUCCUGGGUUGGAUGUAUCUUCUGUUUCAGAUGAGAGUGAGAAAUAUUUUCCAGCAGCAGCAAACACAUUGAGCUAUCCUUUUCUUGGAGCCUCUUAAUUCCUUGGUCUCCUCAGUAUUAUGGAAUGCUUGGUGAAAAAUACUCAUUCCAGCAGUAUGGCUUUAAAUGAAAAGAGGUGAUUCUUUGCUGCUUGUUGCCACGUAGGAAAAAGAGUGAUGCUGAAGGGAGGUGAGGAUUGUAUGUGUGUUGUUCUUGUCUUGCUAGCUCAGCCUACGAAAUCCUGUUUUAAGAAGCUGUUCACUUCUCUGUUCAGAUCCCAGCACACUGAAGCACCCACUUCAGUGUUGUCAAGAGCUCUGGCCCUCCCUUACUGGGAGAAGGGGAGGGGGUGAUUCCUGGGAAAGCUUCCAGCACUGGGCCAACUGUGGAAACAGCUGGGCUUUGUGCCAGCCCUUCGGAGGGAGGGGGACCUCCGAGCUGGUACAGUGAGUGCAUCAGGCAGGGGCUGGCGUAGCUUGUCGCCUUCCUCCAUGUCUUGGGGCUGCUCCUGUUUCAGGAAAGAAGCUACUCCGUACAGAGCUGUGGUCAAGCAGGGACUCACUGAGAGGCAAUCGCUGCAGUCCUCGCCGCAUUCCUCGUUCUAGACGCUGCAAAAUAAACUGCGGUAUUUUGGGACCAUGGCUACAGACCCACUCUCGGAGCUUCAGGAUGACCUGAACUUGGAUGAUACCAACGAGUCCCUCAGCCAGCUCAAACUGGCCUCCAUAGAUGAUAAGAACUGGCCAGCAGAUGAAGCCCCUGUUUUUCCCAAAUCAGAGGACUCCAAAGGCUCCCCUGAGCCUGUCACUCACCUGCAGUGGGACGAUCCCUACUAUGAUAUCGCCAGGCACCACAUUGUGGAAGUAGCAGACCAGGGUGGACUUGAUGAGGCCCAACCAGGUGAUGACAAAUAUGGAAGGAAAGUAAUUUUGUUCAGUGCCUGCCGGAUGCCCCCAAGUCAUCAACUUGAUCACGUGAAACUGCUGGGGUACCUGAAAUUCACACUGGACCAGUAUGUGGAGAGUGAUUACACACUGGUGUACCUGCACCAUGGCCUGACCAGUGAGAACAAGCCAUCCCUGAGCUGGCUGCGGGAUGCCUACAGGGAAUUUGAUCGCAAGUACAAGAAGAACAUCAAGGCCUUGUAUAUCGUGCACCCAACCAUGUUCAUCAAGACCCUGCUGAUUCUCUUCAAGCCUCUGAUCAGCUUUAAGUUUGGACGGAAGAUUUUUUAUGUGAACUUCCUUAGUGAGCUGGAGGAGUAUGUGAAGCUGGAACAGUUGGGCAUCCCAAGCCCAGUGCUGAAACAUGAUGAAUAUCUGAGGUCCCUGCAGAAACCUUCACAAGUGCCCCAGAAAUCAACACCCCCACGCCCACCACUGCCAAACCAGCAGUUUGGAGUCUCGCUCCAGCACCUCAGGGAGAAGAGCCCGGAUCAGUCUCCUGUUCCUCUGGUGGUCAGAGACACCAUUGCUCAUUUGCAGGAGCAUGCUCUUACUACAGAGGGGGUUUUCCGAAGAUCAGCAAAUACACAGGUUGUCAGGGAGGUCCAGCAAAAAUACAACAUAGGUGUGCCUGUAGAUUUCCAGCAGUAUGAAGAUGUCCACCUCCCUGCUGUGAUCCUCAAGACCUUCUUGAGGGAGCUCCCUGAGCCCCUCCUCACUUUUGGCCUCUACAGCCACGUUGUCAGCUUCCAGAGUGUGGAGGAGGUGAAUCGUGUGGAGGUUGUUCGCAAAACGCUCCAGACUCUGCCAGAAGAAAACUACCAAGUGCUCCGUUUACUGACAGCCUUUCUGGUGCAGGUCUCUGCUCACAGUGACAGAAACAAGAUGACAAACACCAACCUGGCAGUUGUGUUUGGCCCAAAUCUGCUGUGGGCCAAAGAUGUAGCCAUCACCCUAAAAGCCAUCAACCCCAUCAAUACCUUUACCAAGUUCCUGCUGGACCACCAGAAGGAGCUCUUUGAGGAUGUGGAGGCCUGAACCCAGGCCAGCCCACACCAGCACACUGUGCCCACCUUCCCACCUUGUCUUGGAGCUGCGACCAAGCUGUUUCCAGUGCAAAGGGACCAUUGAUCCUCUGGGUGAUGAGCAGAGCGAGGGCUGUGGAGAUGGUGGAGAAGGUGUGUAAGUAAGCAAGCAGGAGACCUGCUGCUCCGGCUGUGGAGGGGAGCUGGUCUCCCAACUGCUGGGAGUGGAGUCCUAAACCACCUGCCAGUCUGUGCAGCUCCUCCAGGGCUCAUCACCAGUCUGUUGCCCUAUCAGAUGACCUGCCUGCCUUUCCUUCUUCCUUUACAUGCAGUUUUUCUGCCCUCCUGGUUCCUUCCUCAGCAAAGAUCUUGUUUGUUUGUUUAAGCUCCCAAUAGCCCCAGCUCCCCGUCCUUGCCCCAGCUGGGCUAGGGCAGGCUUGCUGGGUUUUGUGGCAGGGAUGUUCUUGCUGCAAGUGCCACCUCUCAGCGCUGAAUGUGGGUCCUUCCUUUCCCCAGAGGCACCUACAGCGGGGGAGGGAGCUGGGCAGCCCUUGCGCCUCAGGUAGCAGCAUGUCCUGCACUUGCAAACACCUCUCUAGACCCCCUGCCUUUGGCAGGCAAGUGAAGGACAGGCUCACGGCACGUGGGCUGUUUUACCUGUCAGACUCCAAUACAAGGAAGCUGAAUUUAGCCCAAACUCCUCCGGGGUCACCCACUCCAGGUACUGUUCAGUGUCUGCUGGGGUGUAGUGGGUGAGGUGCCUCCCACAGUUACCCAGCUCAGGUGUGUUGUUCCUCCAGCAGCAUUUCCAGCCCGGCUGGGGUGGUUCAUGGCAGACCUGGCUGUGCUGGGGUGGGGCUGGCUGGGGCCCUUUGGUAGCUGGUGAGCCUGAAGGGCAGGGAGCAAGUGUCCUGGUGGCACCAAAGGGCUGAACACUAUGAGGAUCACUGCCUUUCCCUGUGUCAGCAGCACAAGGCCUCUUCUUCCCUGUCAGGCAUGUGUAUCUGUGCUGACUGGCACAGACCGAUUUGGUUAGUUGUCUUUUUGAGCAGAUUUUUCUCCAGCACAGUGUAACAUGUGGUCUUGUGGGAGGGUCUAGGGACAGGGGCUAACCCUCACCCUGGAGCGCACCAGGCCUGGUUUCUGAAUUUCUGCCUAGGUUCUGAGCACUCAUGUGCCAAAGCUGUGAGGGAACAGCUAUUUGCCAGGGGCUUCGGCCCCAUCUCCUCCUCGGUUCAUACCUUCCGUCCGUCCUACCAUGGAAGCUGCCUCAGAUGCAUCCUGUAUGCCCUGGGCACAGCUGGAGAGAGGCAGGCACAGAGCGGGGUGGGCCGGGAACCUACCCAAAGUAGCUGCAGUACUGUUGGGUUUGGGUUGCAGUGUUCCCGUUAUGGAGCUAAAAAAGAUCCCUCUGCAUCGCCUGGGCCUGGCAGCAGGGUGUUAGGAGGCAGAUUCUAGCCUUACGCCACUGGUGUGUUCUGUCUUUGUAUCUUGUGCCCUGCAUGCCUGGGCCAGUCCUCCCUGCUGCAUCUGGCCACAGGGACAAAUCUUUUGGACCAAGCAGAACUAAUUUUUGAAUAGCUACUGCAUUCUGAAUAUAACUUGCUUUUUCAUAAUAUUUUAGCCCGCUUUUAAACGCUGACCAAAGGUCGGUGCCCCAGUUGUAAUCAAAAUAAGUGACAUCUGCUGUGGGAAUGAUGGAAAUUGCUCUUUUUGGUAAGCUCUGGAAUGGGGAUGGGUGCGAACACGGACAGCUCUGCAGGACAGCGCAGGGCCGGCCAGCUGGCUCUGGAGGAGACACACCGACCCGUGGCUGGGAACAGGGAGCAAGAGAUGUUCUAGGAGAGGGCUGGGUCUGAUCCCUUCUUGAUACCGAGGGACUUUGCCCUCUGGAGGCUACAAGGCUGCUUAGUCUCCCUCUUUCGAGUAGGAGUCUUCCCUGUUUGGCCAGGAUAUGAGUUGUUUCAGCCUGAACAAUUCACAUCAGUAACCAAAUAAAUGUUUUGGAGGUAGAGGUACUCGGCUCCUAAUUCACCUGUGAUCUCUGCUGGAGUAAGUUAGCGGGGCUGAUGUGCUGCAGAGGAGCCAUCUGGGAUGGACAGUGUGGACAGAGGUGUACUUUGUUUUGAGACAAGGCUUUGUGGGGACGGUGGAAGCUGAAGGAGCCUCGUGCAGCCCCUCUUUUUCCUGCAGGCACCCUGCUCUGUGUAGGCUUCAGUUAGGGGAGAGACUUGGUGCUCUGACAAUAUCUGCAGCUGACACCAUGCCUUGGAGGAAGGGCAAACCCAGCUAACUCCUCCUGGGACAGACAGCCCCAAGGUUGGCAGCUUGGAACGGGAAGCGCCCGUGUGCUGGGGCACGAGGCCUUGGUGCUGGGCACUGCCCCAGCUCCCUGGGCAGGGCAGCACGUUCUGCCCUGCAGAGCACUAAGGACCAUUCCCGGCCCAGUAGCGAGGGAAGCAGAGCUGGGGUAGCUCAGCUCUUCUGCCGGGGGAGAGCAGGGAAUGUUGCAAGUGUCUGUCUUCUGGAUGGAAUUUGUUAGUUUGGUGGGUGCUUCUUUUUUUGCCUUUUUUUUUUUAAUGAGUUUUUGAAAUGUUUUCUUUUUUUUUCAAAAUGGAGACUGGUGCAUCCCCUGCAGGCAGGGAUAAAGCCUGCUCCAGUUCAGUGCCUGCAGGGAGCAGAUUUGGAGGGUGUUCAGGAAGCUGCUACUGCUCAUGGUGGGAAAGUGCUUGCAAAUCCUGGAAGGGACCCAGUGUAAAUACCCCCUUUCCUCUGCUGCUCCUCAUGCUGGAGCUGCGGGGGGCCCUGGAGCAGGCACAGGAACCAGGGUUGCUUUUGCUUCUGCAGUCUGCUCUCCUGAAUGCCUUGUACUGAAAUAUCCCUCCUGUGACUUGAGCAAGGAACUGGCCUGGGCCUGCCUGCAGCCUGAGCUGGGUGGCCACCAGAACCUGUGUUUGCCAAGGCCAGGGUUACAUCCCCUCCUCGCCCGGGCAGCCUCCUCACAGGCAGGGCGCUGCCCGGGCCGGGUUUCUCUGGCACACAUAGGUGGGGGGCAGUAUCUGAUUAGGGUGCUGGUCUUUGUCAGUUUUCUCCUUGCUGUAGAGCUGCCCAAGGGUCUCUUCCCUGGCUUGUCCUUCGGGUUAGCUAUUAGCCAUUUCUCCCUGUGGGGGUACUUGUUCCACUUCAACCCUCUGCUUUUUUAGCCCCUAGAGCAUUCCCCUCUGCUAAGCCUCCUGCUGUCUUAACAGCCUCCAAUCGCUCCCUGGCCCAGGCGCGGUGCCCACACCAGAGCUUUUGGGUGGUGCGGGGGCAGGGUUGGGGCCACCUGGAUGCCUUGUGGCGAUGUUUGAUAAUUUGAGAGGGAGCUGAGGGCCCGUUUGGUCCCUGUUUCCUCUUUUAUGCACGGGGGCUCCUGUGCAAAAUUUUUGGCUUUGCUUUUGUUGCUGGUGUUCCCUGCCUUCUUUUCUGUUGAUGUUUGUCAGGUGCAGGGCUGGGGUUUUCACGGUUCACGUUGUUUAUUUCCUUCUAAUCCACACCAAUCUUAUAUUUCACAGUUUGCACUUUUUGUAUUUCAAUAAAAAUGAAAAUGUAA